AAAUGCACAGAAACAAGGUUAAAUGCCUCACAUCCAUGAACAUAUACAUCAAGUCUCAACAAGUGUAAGUGUCAACAUCUCACAUCAACAAUUUAUCAUGGAUGAUGGGCAUACAGAAAGAAUGGAUACAACACUGAACUAUGAUUACGGACUCGAUGGCCCAUGCAUUACUGAAGAUUCGCACCUAUACUCAGAUUUAAAGGCUGUCAUUUUCUUUAUGGUCUUUGCGCUGGGCCUCAUUGGAAAUAUCACUAUCAUAUGGGUCCUCCUGAAAGUCAUGCAUCUGAAAAACAUGACCAAUGUCUGCCUUCUGAAUCUGGCUCUAUCAGACCUAUUAAUGGUCCUUUCUCUGCCUUUCUGGGCUCUCUAUGCCCAGGGUCACUACUUUAGAGCCAAUGCAGUAUGUCGUGCUAUGGCAGGUGGAUACCAAGUGGGAUUUUACAGUGGCAUCCUGUUUGUGACCUUGAUGAGUGUGGAUCGCUAUCUGGUUAUCGUACACGCCGUGGCGGUGCUGGGUGCAAAGAUGCUGCGUUAUGGAGUUGUGGUGAGUGUCAUUAUAUGGGUGGUUUCGAUCUGUGCUGCCCUCCCCGAGGCAGUAUUUGCAGCAAUGGUCACGGAGGAUAACAUUACCAACUGCCAGAGAGUUUAUCCUGAAGGCACUGCCCGGAUGUGGAAGCUUUUCCGUAACUUUGGUGAAAAUACAGUUGGGCUUUUCAUUUCUUUGCCGAUUAUAGCCUACUGCUACUUUAGGGUCCUCUUGGUUGUGCAGAAGACCAAAAACUCAAAAAAGGAUCGGGCUAUAAAACUCAUCUUUGCCAUUGUUGCCGUGUUUGUGGUAUUCUGGGUGCCCUAUAAUGUGGUGGUGUUUCUGAAAACAUUGCAGGAGUUUAAUAUUCUAAGUAGCUGUGAGGCUUCACAUCACAUCAACAUGGCCAUGGGCUUGACUGAGAAAAUCGCACUGAUGCACUGCUGUGUAAAUCCAUUGAUUUAUGCUUUUGUUGGAGAGAAGUUCCGGAAAAGCCUAACAAACGCGUUUUCAAGAUAUCUUUCAUGUAUUAAGGUCUACCAAGCUACAUCAAUUCAUUCAAAAGUUUCAGACAAUGAAACCUCCAACACAGCUUUUUAA
Molecule: messenger RNA, 1126 nt
Organism: Xyrauchen texanus (razorback sucker)
Lineage: Eukaryota; Metazoa; Chordata; Actinopteri; Cypriniformes; Catostomidae
Product: C-C chemokine receptor type 4
Exons: 2
Coding region: 23-1126 (367 amino acids)
Biological process (GO): G protein-coupled receptor signaling pathway; immune response; chemotaxis
Cellular component (GO): membrane
Molecular function (GO): chemokine receptor activity
Source: RefSeq, a predicted model, not a curated record